Symsagittifera roscoffensis is the source of this 1820-nucleotide messenger RNA. RefSeq lists its product as uncharacterized. Gene Ontology annotation, molecular function: cysteine-type endopeptidase activity. Lineage: Eukaryota; Metazoa; Xenacoelomorpha; Acoela; Convolutidae. The transcript is spliced from 4 exons. The record is from RefSeq and is a predicted model, not a curated record. Gene Ontology annotation, biological process: proteolysis. Bases 138 to 1604 code for a protein of 488 amino acids.
CAGUAGUCAUUGUUUUGACCAAUUGAAUAAAAAAAAUUUCUUCAAUCACGACAGUUUAUUCUCAAUUUGCCGUAGUUGGCUUUUCAUCAUCGGAUAUAGAAUUUUUUAUCUCGGUCUGAAAUUUACAGGUUCACAGAAUGACUGACUUCGACAUGACACUGUUUGCGGGAUCCGCCAUCGCACAGGGUGCGGGCAAACUGAGUAAUAUAGACGAAUGGUGUCCGACUACGAAAGAGAGGCGCUGGCUCCUCAUUGCAGGGUCCAGCCACUCCCCUGAUGCUGUCACUCUGUCAGAAAAAGGAGAGAGGGAAGCGAGAAGUGUUGCACAGGGCGAGAGAAGAAGUACCUUUCUGAAAGGAGUGAGCAAUGAUUUUGUCAACAUGGAACGCGCAGUUGGCCACACCCUAAAAAACAAAAUCCAGAACCUCGAAAUGGAAAAACGAGAAGUGGAAAAUCACAUAAAGAAAUUCUUUGCCUUCUGCAAAACGAACAAGUUCAAACCGAUGCUGUACUACAGCGGUCACGGUGAACUGCCAACUGGGAAUUGGUGUUUCUCUGACGGGGUAGUUGGAAUUGAGGAAAUUCUGGAAUGGAUGCCAGCUGGCAUGACUCCGCCUACUAUCGUCAGUGAUGCCUGUUUUAGUGGAACAUGGUCUCAUUUUUGCACUCAGAAGCAAAUUGAAGGAUUCGAUUGUCUUUCUGCAACUCAAGAUUAUCAAGCUGCAUACGACCAAGGGGAUAAAGGAGGAGAGUUGACACUCUACAUAACGGGUCACGGGGACCUACUGCCUGAUGGAAGACCAACAACAUAUCCACUGUACAGCAGAGGGACAGACGUGGAUUUCAGAGACCAAAAGAAAUACAAUAAAGUUACUUACAUUGAUUUUGUCAAAUAUCACACAUUCAAUGACAACAACAUUCUUCUUUACCAAUGUGUGGACGACAACCACGUGAUUGCCGUGUUUGGUUCGUAUGCAAAAUAUAAGAACAAGAAGAAAGCUUUUUGGUGCAGUGCAAAUUAUGAAGAGUUUACGAAAGAGAUGAAAACACACAAAAAGUCGGGCAAGUUUAUUUUCUCUAUCGCAGCAGAUCAAUACACUGGUAAAAUAUACACUUACACGAUGGAGGGUCAUGGUAAUUUCCAGACAAUGCUGACUUCAGAUAGCCCAAAAGAUUUAGAGUCUGAAGAUCUUUCAAUAACAGACUGUUUUGCUCUGAACUCCAAGUAUUAUUUUGUACUGACAGCCGGAGUAGAAGAAUUCGAAGGCAAGACACAAAAAGUGCUGACUGCAAAGACCAGAGCAGAUCUGGAGACUGAGAUCCAGAAGUACAAAUCAAAGGGCAUGAUCAUUACUUCAGUCUGUAUCAAUGUUGAGAAAGAAGAGUACCUUAUUGUCAUGACUGAAUCAGACCUUCCUCAGGAACACAAGUGGUUUGCAGAAGAAGGAAAGGAGUGGGAUAAUUGGAGCAGAGAGAUGUAUUACAAAAAUUAUUAUUAUAAAAUACGAUUUGUGGAUCCAUUCGAUGAUCAUGAAUUGUGUGUAAGGGUAAAAGACAGCAACCUAACUGCCGCGCCUUCUGUUCCCGCCCAUCUCUACAGUUAAAUGCAAACUCUCUUGCACAUGGCACUCCUCAUUCUAUCAACAAACUCAAUUAAGCCCUCGCACAAACAGAUUCUUUCGGUUCUUUUGUUCUAACAGUAUUUUUUGUUGAGCUAACAUAUUAUAUUUUUGCUGUUUUUAAUAAAUAAAAGUAUUUAGCCGUCUUUGUAAUCGAUUUUUAAUGUUUUUUAACAUUUUUAAUUUAAAAGACUACCUAAU